GCUUGAGCCUGGCUCCCCAUGCUACCACUCUGCCGUCUGGCCGGCCAACUAACUCCAAAUGCGACCAACCAUCUCUUCCUAGUCCCAUUGCCCGUGCCAAAGCUCUCGAGCGUCCUGAGCUCCGUCUUGAUUUCAUGCUCAUGGACGAGUUCAACGCCUGAUGCAUCAGCAGCUUUUGCCCUCUGCGGAGCGCCAUGAAAUGACCUGAUUGGCACCUUGUUCUUCGGCAUCCUGGUCUCGCGUCGGAAAGGUCGCCGCGAGCUGAAAUGGCUGGGCCCUCGCUCGCAAACGGGUUCCGGACCUGGCUUCGCAGCCUCCACGCCUCGUCUAGGGCAAGAUACCUAGCUGUCGCGGCAUUUGUCUCGCUGGCGCUGAUAUAUUUCUCGUUGUAUACCUCCUCCAAGAGCCUGGAAUCAUGGCACAACGUGGAUUUGCCAGGCUCGAUAGAGCAUGGAGAGUUGAUGAAUGGAAAGCACCCGAUCGAUGACCUGAUCCUGUCCGCGAGAGCCCAAUACUACCGCACACUGAACAGGAGGAGUUACAAUGUUCAGGAUGCUGCCAAGAAAUACCGGGCACGAAGAGGGCGACAUCCCCCACCGGGCUUUGACGAGUGGUUCGAGUAUGCGAAGAGCAAGGACGCCGUCAUCGUGGAAGAAUUUUUCGACCGUAUCUACCACGACCUGACCCCGUUUUGGGCCAUUGAUCCGAAAGUGCUGCGUUUCCAGGCGAAUGCGUAUGACUUUGUCAUUUCGGUACGCCGAGGCAACGCGACGUUUAAAACAGACACCAAGAAGAGAGUCCCAUGGAUCCAACUCUGGCAUGGCUUGAUUGCAGAAUUGCAACACCGGCUGCCUGACGUCGAUGUACCUGUUAACAUGAUGGAUGAGUCUCGUGUGGUCGUACCCUGGGAAGAGAUGGAAGAGUACAUGCGAAAGGCCGAGCUGAAGCGAUUCGAGAUGGAUCCGGUGGAAGUCAUCUCGAAUUUCACAGGACUCACGGCGUUUGACGCGGACAAAUCUGAGUUGGACAUGCACUACGAUCCACAGUUCCACGGGGGUCAGUAUUGGGAACUUGCUAAGAUCGGGUGUCACCCAAACUCGACGUCACGCAACGAACCUGCCUGGACACCAUUGGAAGAGCCGACGUUGCUCCCGCGUGGCCAGCCCCAGAACUCUGUCCAUGGAUUUGUGGGGAACUGGACACUGGCAAAGCAGAUUUGCGACAAGCCCUACCUGCGCGGUCUCCACGGCUCCUUUAUAGAGCCUGUUUCAGUAUCCACCACUCACCAGCUCAUCCCUAUGUUUGGAGGCUCGAAACUACCCGUCAACAACGAGAUCCUUCUGCCUCCAGCUACAUAUCUCAAUGCGGACCCUCUGUACUCCGGGGGCAAGAAGCACGGCUCGGACUGGAGCUCCAAAAAGGAGAAAGUUUACUGGCGUGGAGUCGCAUCUGGUGGCCGCAACAGAGCCGAAAACUGGAUCCACUUCCAGCGGCAUCGCUUCGUGCAGAUGAUGAACGGCACGCGCGUGUUGCAAGCAGAGCAGACACGGAUCCGCGGCGAGACGUUCGACCUUCCUCGCUGGGAUGACUUCAACAUCAAGGCCAUCCGCAACGGAUAUCUUGGCGACUGGGUCUCCGAGAUUAGCGACGUGUCAUUCAUUGACCUGCUGUGCUUCCCACACACCGACGGGCGCAACUGUCCCUACACGGACCCGUAUUUCUCAACACAAGACGGCGUGCCCAUGGAGAAGAUGUACAAGCACAAGUACCUCCCGGACAUCGACGGCAACUCUUUCUCCGGCCGAUACCGCGCUUUCCUGAAGUCUACGUCCGUGCCCAUCAAGGCGACGAUCUACGAGGAGUGGCACGAUGACCGCCUGUUCCCCUGGGUACACUUCAUCCCGAUGGACAACACAUUCAUCGACAUCUACGGCAUCCUGGACUAUUUCAUGGGUUUCAACGGCCUCGGCAGCCACGACGACGUGGCCAAGCAGAUCGCAGACGACGGCCGGUCCUGGGCCGAAAAGACGCUCCGGCGCGAGGACAUGGGCAUCUACACGUACCGACUCCUGCUCGAAUGGGCGAGACUAUGCGACGAUAACAGGGUCUCCAUGGGCUGGGUGGAGGAUCUCCUAGGUGCGCCGUGAGCAACGCAAGCAACCCAGUCGUCUAUCUGACGGACGCAGGCGCCGAACGUCCUUUGGGCCAACUGUAAGCUGAGACGAGGAUUCGUCCACGGCAUGAGUGAUGAUGUAUCGACAUUUUAUUUGGUUAUGUUUUGCAUGAGACGGCGUUCAAUACCUCGGGCGCGUUUGUAUGUAUGCUGGGCCCGAUCAAAUUCAACAUCCUUCAUUAUUUGACCUUAUUUUGAGAUGACCGACUCCCGAUCUUUCCCCAUGGUAUUCUUAGUUGUUCUUACGUCCGAACAGCAGCGAGGCUACAUUUGUCACUAUAUGGCUUUACCUAUCAUGUCCUUGAAUUUGGCAGUGUGUGACGGUUGUGGUAGAGGUGUCAUUUUGAUUGAUUUUCUACUACAAACAUGGUAUCUAUGGACGACUUAAUGGUACAAAAAAGCCAUUUUAAUGCAAUGUAACAUCCCUAGGUUAGGCACAGGGUAUCAAAGACGUCAUAAAGACUUGAGGACUCUCUAGUCAACAUGAUGUGACAAAUGUUUCGCUUCUCGUCAACUAUAAGAACACUGG
Messenger RNA from Verruconis gallopava, 2702 nucleotides. RefSeq lists its product as uncharacterized. The transcript has a single exon. The record is from RefSeq and is a predicted model, not a curated record. Bases 267 to 2147 code for a protein of 626 amino acids. Lineage: Eukaryota; Fungi; Ascomycota; Dothideomycetes; Venturiales; Sympoventuriaceae.